AUGAGCAUGAGCUACGAGACCUUGAAGCCGGGCGAGAGGUAUGCGUCGGGGGACGGCCCCGUCGAAGAUGAGAACCUGCAGUCGGCACUGCUGAACCACGUCUGCCUCAACAUCAGCGAGCCCAAGCGCUCGCUCGACUUCUACAAGAGUGUUCUUGGCUUCUCGAGUCUCUUUUCGUGGAACAUCGGCCCACAGACUGUCUUUUUUCUGGGCCACCGAAAAGCAGCCACGAGCCAGGAGGACUUUCUCAAGGGCAUGCAGGGCUCUGCUGGCCUGCUGGAGCUCCUGUGGAUGCACGAUGCCCAGCCAGACGCGGGAGCGGUGACGCCACCCCCCAGGGUCGGCUUCUUCCACAUUGGCAUCACUGUCGACUCGGUCAGUGACAUUGCUCGCAAGGCCAGGGAGUUUGGCUCUACAAUCAUCAAGGAACCGGGCCCGGUGCAGGACGAGACCAAGCUGGGCCUUCCUGCAGGCACACCUAGUGUGGAUGCCAGCUGUCACAAGAUUCUCUCCAAAGUGGCUUACAUCGCAGACCCGGACGGCAACUGGAUCGAGCUCGUUCCCCGCAACAUUCAUGCUUGA
Acaromyces ingoldii is the source of this 582-nucleotide messenger RNA. RefSeq names its product Glyoxalase/Bleomycin resistance protein/Dihydroxybiphenyl dioxygenase. Gene Ontology annotation, molecular function: lactoylglutathione lyase activity; metal ion binding. Lineage: Eukaryota; Fungi; Basidiomycota; Exobasidiomycetes; Exobasidiales; Cryptobasidiaceae. The coding region runs from base 1 to 582 and encodes 193 amino acids. The transcript is spliced from 5 exons. The record is from RefSeq and is a predicted model, not a curated record.